AUGGCCUUCUCCCACCGCCCAAGCUAUGCCCUCCCAGCCCUCAAGAAAUACUUCUCGCACAUCUCGCUCCCCGCACCGUACCAAAACAUCCUCUUACAAAACGCCACCCGCGAGCACCGCCACCACGUGGGCACGCUGAAGCCGGCGGAGCUGUUUGAGUAUUUGGUGCUGAGUCAGGGGAUUGCGAGUGAGGGGGGGAGCGGGGGGUCUUCGAUUCUGGCUGCUGGGAAGGAUGUGCUUGCUGGGGUCUCGAAGGUGAGUGAGAGUGAAGGUCGGGGCGAUCUGGAGGUAGAGAGGGUGAGGAGGUGGGAGGAUAGGGGGGCGAGUGGGGGACGAGGAGGCACGUGUACCCUCAACAACACGUUUUUUGGCACUGUUAUGCGCAGUUUUGGGAUGCGGGUUUUGUGUUCAGGAGCGAGGGUUGCGGCGACGGUGCUUGGGGGCGAGAGGUAUAGGUUUUGUGGGUGGAACCAUCUGAUUAAUCUGGUGGAGUUUGAGGGGAAGAGGUGGUUAGUGGAUGUCGGGUUUGGGGGCGAUGGCCCUGCGUGCCCUAUUGAACUUGCUGAUGGCAGGGAGGUUUCGUGGGGGGCCACAGGCAACACUCUGCGUCUCAUCUACGCCCCUAUCCAGGAAUUCGAAGACCCAAACCAGCGAUGCUGGAUCUUGCAACAUAGACAGGCGGGUAAGUCAGAGUGGGACGAUGUGUACUGCUUCACCGAGACGGAAUUUCUACCGCAAGACAUCGCAGUCAUGAAUUUCAAGACUACAGGCGAUGUAAGGACCAGCUUCUUCAACCACGUAGCGUUCUGCGGAUGUAAUGUGGUGGAGGAAGGAGAGGUUAUCGGGAAAGUUAACCUAGCGGGCGGGAAGUGCAAGAGGACGGUUUGGAGGGGAGGGAAGUGGGAGAAGGAGGUAUUGGGAACCUGUGAAAGCGAGGUUGAGAGGUGGGAGAUCCUUGAGAGGGUGUUUGGGAUCGUGCUUGGGGAUGAGGAGAGGAAGGGCAUUAGUGGGAUGGUGAGCGAGCUGAGGCGUAAGCCAAAGGAUGAUUAG
Messenger RNA from Drepanopeziza brunnea f. sp. 'multigermtubi' MB_m1, 1050 nucleotides. Lineage: Eukaryota; Fungi; Ascomycota; Leotiomycetes; Helotiales; Drepanopezizaceae. The record is from RefSeq and is a predicted model, not a curated record.